UGUGUGUGAGUGUGUGUGUGUGUGUGUGUGUGUGAGAGAGUGUGUGUGUUUGUGAGUGUGACAGUUGUCGAGCUGCAGCUGCUGGUUCUUGGUGAUUUAUUUAGAAACGACUGAGGCUCAGUCGUCAGCUGUGAACGAACCACGAGCCAAAAACCAGAACCAGAGGAGGACACUGCAGACCGGGACAGACCGGGACACAGAUUCCUGAAAGUUCUGGAUUGACCCGGAGAGUCUCCAGGACUCCUGCAGGACGGACCGAGGACAUGGACGGACUGUGGUCCUGAACCCGUUGGAGUUUAAAGGAACAGUCGACAUGUUGGAGACUCACAUCAACAACACACACUCAGAGCCUGUAGGUCAGAGGUCACAGAAGGUCAGGUGAUGUUCAUGACGGCAGAGCGGCGCUGGUUUCUGUGAACCUGCCCCGGAUUCAGUCUGAUGAUGGAGCCCAGUUCUGCUGUCACAGCGUUACCAUGGAAACACUGCAUCCACCUGACUGUGCUGCUGGUCCAGCUGAGUUUACCUGAAGCUGCAGCUUCCUGUCACAUCCUGAGGUGUAACUCUGACUUCGUGGCGGCGACACUCGACCUGGGCAGCGGCGGCGGCAUUGGGGGCGGAGUCGCGGUUGGAGGAGGCAGAGCAGCUCUGAGCAGGGAGGCGGUGAAUGCAGGUUACUGUGGCGCCCUGCGCUCUUACGCCACGUGCACAAAGCGCAUGGCGCGGGCGUGUCGUGGCAACCUGGCAUACCACUCUGCUGUUCAGGGCAUCGAGGACCUCCUGCUCCAGCACCACUGCCCCCGGGCGGGGCCCACGGCCCAGCCCCGCCCCCUCCCUCAGGGCACGCUGUCGGGAGACGCCUGCCUCUACGAGCGGAGCUUCGUGAGCCGAGAAGGUCGGACACCGGAGUACCUGCACUGCGGUGUGUUCGGGGACCCGCACGUCCGGACCUUCAGCGACCACUUCCACACGUGUGCCGUGCAGGGGGCGUGGCCUCUCGUAGAUAAUGAGUACCUGUACAUACAGGCCACCAGCUCGCCGACGGGGGGCGGCUCACACGGCACGGCGCUUACGAAGAUCACCAUCAUCUUUAAGAACAUGCGUCAGUGUGUCGAGGAGCAGCUGUACCAGGCCGAGCUGGACGACGUCCCUGCGGCGUUCGCUGACGGCUCAGUGUCGAGCGGCGAGCGGCAGGGCCACCGCAGCCUGACGGUACGGAGUCAGAGUCCCGGCCGACACGCAGAGAUCCGAGCGGCUCACAUCGGCACACUGCUGGUGGUGCGUCAGAGCGGCCGGACGCUCGGCCUGUCGGUCCGGACGCCGCGUGGGGUCACGGAGGCCUUCGGCCCUGAGCAGGACCUGCAGCUGUGUGUGUGGGGCUGCCCCCCCUCCCAGAGACUCAACACGCUCCGCCCACCACCGCCGCCGGACUCCUCGCCGCCUCCCGCCGCCCACGCCCACUGCGCUGCUCUGCUUCCUGCCCGAGACGUCUACUACCAGGCCUGUGUGUUCGACCUGAUCACCAGCGGAGACCUGAACUCCAGCGCGGCCGCCGUCAGUGCUCUGCAGGACGCUACAAGCCUGAUGAUGUCAGAGCGGGACAGAGUUCACCUGCUGCUGGUCGCCGCCGCCCAGACACGUCCAGCACAACCACACCUCACACUGCUGCUGCUCGGCAUGCUGGGAACUCUGACCAGAUGACAUCACUCCACUCUGACAUCAUGAGCACAGACACACACACACAUGGUUCUAACUUACAUGUGGAACCUUUAUAUGGAACUGAAGCAGCAGCUGAAAGAACAGAAUGAAAACAGAUUCUCCUGUGUGUGUGUGUGUGUGUGUGUGUGUGUGUGUGUGUGUGUGUGUGUGUGUUUGUCUUCUUCUUCUUCUUCUCUGAGGUGAAACAGUCAUUUUCAUCCAAAUGUCAUAAAUGUUCAACACAUUUUCAGAAAUGCUGGUCAAUAAAAUGUGAAUAUUAAAUAUA
Scophthalmus maximus (turbot) is the source of this 1981-nucleotide messenger RNA. RefSeq names its product hemojuvelin BMP co-receptor (gene hjv). Gene Ontology annotation, cellular component: plasma membrane. NCBI's taxonomy places the organism in Eukaryota, Metazoa, Chordata, Actinopteri, Pleuronectiformes, Scophthalmidae. Bases 439 to 1698 code for a protein of 419 amino acids. Gene Ontology annotation, biological process: BMP signaling pathway. The record is from RefSeq and is a predicted model, not a curated record. The transcript is spliced from 5 exons. Gene Ontology annotation, molecular function: coreceptor activity.